This is a messenger RNA of Bubalus bubalis (water buffalo), 2873 nucleotides long. It is a transcript of the gene RCCD1, whose product is annotated as RCC1 domain containing 1. The record is from RefSeq and is a predicted model, not a curated record. The coding region runs from base 818 to 1885 and encodes 355 amino acids. Lineage: Eukaryota; Metazoa; Chordata; Mammalia; Artiodactyla; Bovidae. The transcript has 8 exons.
CUCCUCUUUCACUUUCAAGAGGCUCUUUAGUUACUUGCUUUCUGCCAUAGGGUGGUGUCAUCCACAUAUCUGCGCUAAUAGGUCUUUCAAUACUUCUGCCUUUGUAUUGAGAGUUCUCAACGGCCUCCAGUCAGGGAGAACUCGGGAUCUAGGGUUGGGAAAACGCUGAAGAGAACCCCAGUAGCUGAGCCGUGUUGGAGAGGGCCACCGCAGGUACCCCCACCUGGCUGGGCGGAUGGUCCCAGAGCGCCUGCUUCCGCUCUGCGGGCCAAGCCCAGCUUGGCUCUCAUUGGCUCACGGAGGUAAGUGACAGACUCCAGAGCCAAUGGCUGGUAAAAGCUGCCCGCCGCCCGCCUAGUACGACCGAGGCACGUUGGAGAGCAGAGUCACGCGAGUUAGAAGCGAGCUGCCGCCCGCCUCAGACUAAAAAGAAGGACUGGCAGCACUCGUCCCUGGGGUCGCUCGUAGCCGAUCCCUUAGUUCUUUGUGAGUGUCCCCCAGAUGUUUCUAAUACGGGCUCCGCGGCCCCGUGCGAGCUUGCGGGGGGCGGGACCAUCUGGUCCAAGCUCCGUUUUGAGCCACGCCCGCCGGCGGUUUGGCCCACUCCCCGCCCGGGGCCGCCUCGGCGUAGCGGAGGCCUCGGGACCGGUUCGACCGAGUUAGGACUGAACAGGCCGCGGCCGGAAUUGCCCGGACCCAGGCAGCUGCAGCGUCUCGCAAGGGCUCGUCUGGAACAAUCUCUUCGGGUUCUUGCCCUAACCCUCCAUCUCGCCGGCCGCGCCAGCCAGGUCGCAGCCAGCCAAGGGCGCUGCGGGGCAUGGACGAGGAGCGUCGCGGGACCUGGUUCGGCUUCGGUUUCUGCGGCUUCGGGCAGGCGCUGGGCUCGGGGCUGGGGCGGCAGGUACACAGCCCCGAGCCGCUGAGGACGCCGGGCGGCAGCCUCGACGUCCGCCGCGUGAGCGCGAGCUGGAGCUACACCGCCUUCACGACUCGUGGAGGCCUGGUGCAGCUGUUGGGCGCGGUGGGCGGCACGGCGGAAGGAUGCACGGAUGCGUGGGCGUCGGAGGAGCUCCUGGUGCUGCUGCGCGGGGGGCCGGGAGCCGGGGCGGAAUUGCAGGCCUGGGCGCCCGGUUCGGCGCUGCGUGGGGACCCCCUCUGGUCCCAGGCCGUGCAGGAGGCGGAACACGGACCCAGCUGUGAUGAGACCCAGGCGGGGCCGCUGCCGCUGCUGCCCUGCGCUCGUGCCUACGUGAGCCCGCGGCCGCCCUUCUACCGACCUCUGGCCCCCACGCUGCGGGCGCGUAGGCUGGAGCUGGGCGCCGAGCACGCGUUGCUGCUGGACGCCGCGGGCCAGGUAUUCUCCUGGGGCGCGGGCAGGCAUGGACAGCUGGGCCACGGGACCCUGGAGGCAGAGCCAGAGCCCAGGCUGUUGGAGGCGCUGCAAGGCCUACGCAUGGCUGAAGUCGCCGCAGGUGGCUGGCAUUCUGUGUGCCUGAGUGAGACAGGAGAUAUUUAUAUCUGGGGCUGGAAUGAAUCAGGGCAGCUGGCCCUGCCUACUAAGAGCCUGGCAGAAGAUGGAAAGACAACUGCAGGAGAAGCCUCAGGACUGGAUGAAGAUGGUUCCGAAGUGAAGAGAGGCUCUGCGGGCGAGGAUGGAGCCCCCGUCCCCUUCAUAGCGGUCCAGCCAUUCCCAGCUUUACUGGACCUCAGCCCGGGCUCAGAGGCAGUCAAGGUCAGCUGCGGAUCCCGGCACACGGCAGUGCUGACAAGUGAGUGGGGCCAGGAACGGGGGAGCUCUACACCUGGGGCUGGGGUAAAUAUGGACAGCUUGGCCACAAGGACACAACCACUUUGGACCGGCCCUGCCGUGUGGAGUACUUUGUAGAUAAGCAACUCCAAGUAAGAACUGUGAGCUGUGGGCCCUGGAAUACCUACGUGUAUGCUGUGGAGAAAGAGAAGAGCUGACCUAUGGAUAAGAGCAUAAAAGAACAGUAGAGUGGAAAAUUAUACAGCCAACACCUGUGAAACUCCCCACAGGGCAAGGAAAACCACUGCCACACCCAGAGGCCUCUCCUUUGCCCCUCCCGGUCACAGCCCUCUUGCUCCACCUUAGAGCAGGCAGCAUCUUCAACUUUGUCCCCCCAUUAGAAACACCUGGAGGGAACUCCCUGGUGGUCCAGUGGUUAGGACUCUGCGUUUUCACUGCUGAGGGAGCAGAUUCAGUCCCUGGUCGGAGAACUAAGAUUCCACAGGCUACAGGGUUUGGUGUGCCCCACACUCCCAGAAAAAAAGCAACACCUGGAGAUUUGUAACUGGAUGCCUAGAGACGCAUCAUGAAGAGAAAGUGAAAGUCGCUCAGUCAUGUCCAACUCUUUCAACCCCAUGGACUAUACAGUCCAUGGAACUCUCUAGGCCGAAAUACUGGAGUGGGUAGCCUUUCCCUUCUCCAGGGGAUCGUCCCAACCCAGGGAUCAAACCCAGGUCUCCCACAUUGCAGGCAGAUUCUUUACCAGCUGAGCCAGGGCUGGGAUCAUAGACAUGAUGAAAUCGUGAACUUAAGGCUGUGGAACAUAGACGUGGGUAGAUUUUCAAAGGGCUUCCCUAGUGGCUAAGACAGUAAAGAGUCUGCCUGCAAUGCAGGAGACCUGGGUUGAAUCCCUCCCUGGGUCAGGAAGAUUCCCUUGGGAAGGGAUGGCAACACGCUCCAGUAUUCUUGCCAAGCUGCCCCAUCCCAGAUGAUUUUUGAGGUAGUGCUAAGACUGGGAACCGCUAGAGGUCAUCUUUUGUUAUUCAUUUGAACUGUUUUCCCUUUGAAUCUUACCAUUCCAUGUAUGCCUCUUUAUACAGUAAAAUUUGUCUGCUUUUGAACUUUA